AUGGUGAACUCUAUUAACGAAACACCCAACCGUUCCCUCAACGGAAGAACCCCAGCCUCGGUCAAUGCAGAGAACGAAUCUGAAGUGAGACUAGACGCUUACUUAGUGAGACGAAAAGCUCAGAAAAAACCACCGAUCCUCAAAAAGUCGUCUAAACGAAAGCGUACGCCGUAUACCUUCAAGAUAGGUGAUCAAGUGCGCAUUUCUCACCUGCGACGACAGUUUCAACGUGACUAUGAUCAGACGUUCACCGAGGAAAUCUUUAUUGUCAGUCAUCGUUUUGUCUCACAAGGCAUUCCUAUCUACAAAAUAAAGGACAUGAUGAACGACCCCAUUCAAGGGAGUUUUUAUGCCAGCGAACUACAAAAGGUAUCUAAGGAUGAACAGACUCAAUGGAGGAUUGAAAAAAUCAUCAGGAAACGGAAAGUUCGCGGAAAACCGGAAGUACUAGUUCGAUGGUUAGGUUGGCCCAAGAAAUUCGACAGUUGGAUUCCUGAGGUCGAUGUAAAAAACAUUUGA
Molecule: messenger RNA, 519 nt
Organism: Magallana angulata
Lineage: Eukaryota; Metazoa; Mollusca; Bivalvia; Ostreida; Ostreidae
Exons: 1
Coding region: 1-519 (172 amino acids)
Source: RefSeq, a predicted model, not a curated record